Messenger RNA from Erythranthe guttata (spotted monkey flower), 2726 nucleotides. RefSeq names its product protein MAIN-LIKE 2. The record is from RefSeq and is a predicted model, not a curated record. Gene Ontology annotation, biological process: meristem development; meristem maintenance. Lineage: Eukaryota; Viridiplantae; Streptophyta; Magnoliopsida; Lamiales; Phrymaceae.
AUUCACUCUCUCUCUUCUUUUUUACCUCUCCGUCUCCUCCUCAUCGGCGUAUUCUUCUUCUUCUUCGUCUUCUACCGGCGUCCUUGUUAUCUAUAUUCAACCCUAAACCUUGUUCGGACAAACCAUUUGCUCUAAAUUUUUUUUUUUUUUGGGUUUUGGUGCAUUAUUUAUUGUCAAAUUCCGCUUUUAUUUACGGCAUUUUUAUUGGGGUUUCCAACAGAAGAAGGGCGAACGAACCAAAAAAACCAAUGCACUGUCAUGAAGUCCGAAGAUUAUUACUAUGCAUCUAGAUGUAGGUGAAAAGUGGAAGAAUAACACGCACUUCUUGUCUGGUCCGGUAUAUAGGAUAUUAAGCGAGGAAGAAAAAAUCAACGUAGCAUCCAUAGGGUAUCAAACGAGAUGUAACCAAUAUCAACAUGAUGGAUUACUAUGCAGCCAACCCUGGUCCAGUUGACGACUCCGUUUUAUAUGAUCAAGAAAAGCAUGUUUCAGCUGCUGUUUGGGAAGGGCAGGAGCGAGGUGCACUCAGGUGCCACGAACACACUUCAAAGCUCGACCGCUGGUUACUCACGGACAAACAAAUCGAGUUAGUGAAAAAGGCAGGCUUUGGCUAUCUGAGAUUGAUUCCAGCUAUAAGUCUCGAUAAUCCACUUAUAUCUGCACUAGUCGAGAGAUGGAGGAAAGAAACAAACACAUUUCACAUGACAGUUGGAGAAAUGACAGUAUCGCUCGAAGACGUUGCUUAUUUGCUCGGACUACCAAUUGAUGGUGAGCCUGUCAUAGGGGUAACUUACACCACAUGUGAUUCGAUUUGUGUUAAGUACUUAGGUAAAUCACCGGAUUCUGGUUACACGAGCGGUGGAAUGGUGAAGCUGAGCUGGCUGAAAGAGACCUUCUCUGAAUGUUCUGAAAAUGCCUCGAUUGAAGAGAUUGAGUGCAACACACGUGCGUACCUUCUUUAUCUUAUUGGAAGUACGAUUUUUUCGACUACUACUGGUAAUAAAGUUCCGGUUAUGUACCUCCCUUUGUUUGAGAAUUUCAACGAGGCUGGAAAGUAUGCGUGGGGUGCAGCUGCACUGUCUUUCUUGUACAGAGCAUUAGGUAACGCCGCACUUAGAUCGCAGAGUACUAUUAGUGGAUGCUUGACAUUAUUGCAGUGCUGGAGUUACUACCACCUGAAUGUUGGCCGGCCUAAACUUCACCACGACCCAAUCCAUGAAUGUUUUCCUUUUGUACUUAGGUGGAAAGGAAAACACAGUGGGCCCACUUCGAAUCGUGACGUAGCUUUCUAUCGUAAAGCUUUGGAUUGUCUAAAGCCCACUGAUGUUGAUUGGUGUCCUUAUGCGAACAUAAGCCAUACUGUAAUACCGGAGAAUAUCUUAAAUCAACUCAUCCUAGGAAGAUCGAAGACAAUGUUGAUAUGCUUCGACAAGGCAGAAAGACACUUGCCCGAUCGUUGUUUAAGACAGUUUGGCAUGCAUCAAACAAUACCCGAAGAAGUGCAUAUGUGGGAAAGGAAAACUCGUGGUGUUGAUGGUGGUGUAAAUCUCUCUGGUAAAUUGGAAGCAGAGCUUAACGAAUGGGCAAAUCGUCGUUUUCACGUUGUUGAGGCUGAGGAAGACCUGGACGAGGGUGAAUACAUGAACUGGUACUUUCGAAUUACACGCAGAGUCGUGGGGAGGCCUGUAUCUAUCGCAGCCGAGUUUGAAAGAUUGAAUGCUGCAUUGAGGGAUAUUGCACAUAUAGCGGACACGCUUUCAACGCACGGGAUGGAUGAACAGCAAAUACAAUCUGUGACGAGGAUUAGGUAUAAAGCGCACGAGUGUUUGCGGGAUCAAAUUGGAAGCUCGAUAACGGUUAAUGUGGAAAAUUCGGAAAACGAUGUGGGAAAACGAAUUAGAGGGAAAGAAAGGGUUAGAAGAAGGUCCGUGAGUAAACGAAGAAGGAAAGAUGAUGACCCUGACGAAUACUAUGCAUUAACCAGUUGCACGAAUAAUAAUAAUAAUGCCCAAUCCCACUUAUAUUCGCCAGCUGUCGCUGAUGACGUGGAUGGAGGACAAUUGUACCAUGUGGAAAACGAGGUUGUUCUUCCUCCUCAGCAUCUUUGUCUCGACGUUAAUGAUGUGGCAAAGGACUGUGAAGAAGCAGCUGCUGAAGAAGCUGACGUGGACCAACUUUCUCAUGGAUCGGAAGAAAGUCCGGGUGGGCCCCACGCUGCACACUCGUCUCUAGAAAACACCGAGGACGUCACUUGCCAGACGGAUAAUACCGUUGCAGCUUAAGACAGUUGACUUUUGCAGUUCUAAUUAUUUGCUGGGUGAUUGAUUUCUCCGGUUAUUUAAGGCAUUGGAGUAUCUAAGACAAAGUGCCGAGUUACUAUUUUGGAGCUCCGUGGGAAGUUUUAGUUGGGUGUAAUUAGGUUUAGACCAUUCGGAUGAUUUUUUUUCUGGUUUUCUUCCUCCAAUUAUCAAGGGUGUAGCAAAAAUUUUUCGACAAAAAAAAAAAGGUAUGCUUUUGUAAUUAAUUCGACGAUUUUGCAAAUUGUUUUGCAGAAGCCAAUAUCUAGUUAAUGUGUAGCUUUUUGCUUCUGUAAUGAAGGUGGUUAUUAUUUACAGACACUGCAAAAUGAAAGCAUGUGAGCUUUUUACAGUCUGUAAUGUUUGGUAUUACAAGAAAACCAUGAUAACAGAAUCUUAUAUUCGACACUCAUUUGUAGCCUUUUGUUA